Carassius auratus (goldfish) is the source of this 2298-nucleotide messenger RNA. RefSeq names its product arginyl-tRNA--protein transferase 1-like. Gene Ontology annotation, biological process: protein arginylation. The transcript has 13 exons. NCBI's taxonomy places the organism in Eukaryota, Metazoa, Chordata, Actinopteri, Cypriniformes, Cyprinidae. Bases 48 to 1640 code for a protein of 530 amino acids. Gene Ontology annotation, cellular component: cytoplasm. The record is from RefSeq and is a predicted model, not a curated record. Gene Ontology annotation, molecular function: arginyl-tRNA--protein transferase activity.
AUUAAUAUUCAUGAAGUAGGGUUCUUUGCGCAGCUGAGAGCGUGGAAAUGGCAGCGGGUGGAUCGUACAGUAUAGUGGAGUAUUUUGGGGGAGAUGGCGGCUAUCGCUGCGGUUACUGUAAGCAUGAAACCGGCAAUUUCUCACACGGCAUGUGGUCCCAUAAUAUGACAGUGCAGGACUACCAAGAUCUCAUCGACAGAGGCUGGAGGAGAAGUGGCAAAUAUGUUUACAAGCCUGUUAUGGAUAAGACAUGCUGCCCACAGUACACCAUCAGGUGCCAUGCUUUGAACUUCCAUCCGUCGAAGACUCACAAAAAGACCUUGAAGAAGGUGAACCGGUUCCUCUCCAAAGGAGAGAUGCCAGUAGAGAGGCAUGAUGAGGGACGUGAAGGUUUGUUAGAAGAUAUCAAAGGUCGUCUAAAGCCCUUCUCUUCCAUACUUCAGAGGACAGUGGCUAUAGCUGCAGGAAAAACCCAGUCGUUUUUGUCAGGAGAGCCCAUGGUCUCUGCGCAUGAAGAGGGUGUUCACCCACCUCCUCAAGACCCUCUGGAAGCAGACCAUAGUGAUGUACAGGACAUCAGCACCAGCCCAGACACAGACACCACUAACUCGUCUGCACCAACACCGGCCAGAGAAGAUGCAGCGCCCGCCCCAGAAGAGAAAACUCCUAAUGUUACACCCAAACCAGGUAAGGGAGCCGAUCCCAGCAGGCCUCUGGGUCGGAAAGCUAAGGACAUCAGGAAAGAGAGACGACUUCAAAAGGAGCAGCAGAAGCAGCCAGAAGCAAAGUCUUCCUCUGUGGAUCCCUCCCCAUCAAAAUCUUCAUCUAAUCAGCCCAAGUCUUUGGAGGAGUUCAUUACGGAGUCCUUACCCAAUGACCCUCUGCACCGUCUAGAGGUGAGGCUAGUGCGCUCCAACCCUCCCAGUCCACAGUUCAAAGCUUCGUUUGACGCCUCGUACCAAGUGUACAAACUCUACCAGAUGGUCAUUCACAAGGACCCGCCUGACAAACCUACCGAGAGCCAGUUCAAGAGGUUCCUCUGUGACUCUCCUUUAGAGGCUGAGACGGCUCCUGAUGGUCCUGAUGUGGGCUACGGCUCGUUUCAUCAGCAGUAUUGGUUGGAUGGCAGAAUAGUAGCUGUAGGAGUUCUGGACAUCCUGCCCUCCUGUGUGUCUUCUGUGUACUUCUACUAUCACCCCGACUUCUCCUCGCUCUCACUGGGCACCUACUCUGCUCUCAGGGAGAUUGCCUUCACCAGGCAGUUGCAGAAGCAGUCCCCCAAACUUGCCUACUACUAUCUGGGUUUCUACGUCCAUUCGUGUCCCAAGAUGCGCUAUAAGGGUCAGUACCGGCCUUCAGACCUCCUGUGCCCUGAAACCUACACUUGGGUGUCCAUCGAGAGAUGCAUCCCCCGGCUCGAGAUCUCUGCCUACUCUCGUCUCAAUGAGAACGCCCAUGAAGGUGAUGCUUGUGCACUUAAGGAACUGGGCAGGGUGUUAGUGCUCCACAGGAGGACAGUGAUGCCCUAUGUGGCCUACGCCCGUAAGCGGAAGGGUUCGAACGACGAGAAGGAAGUGGAGCAGUACGCUAGUCUGGUGGGCCAGACGUGUGCAGAGAGAAUCCUGCUCUACAGAGCCUAGAGCCCCUUCAUACCUUGCAACCCUCUGUCUGUCUUUCAAAACAUGAAAGUGUUUGUCCUCUUGUACACUUGUCUGUUUAUUGUCUUCCUGAUUGUUUAUUUGUCUUUUUUAUGUCUUCUCCCCAUCUGUGUGUACAGUUUUGUUAUGCUGUGCGGUGUCGUAAUCUCUUUGAACUCUACUUUUAGAUUUUCUGGCCGGCAGCGCUUUGUAAUAAUCACACUCGCACACAUGCAACACGCAGCCACGCACAUGUUAUCUCAUAGUGUAUCCCAAAAUAUUACCCAUUUACAAGUCACCAAUCACAUUUUAACUAGCUAUAUAACAAGAAAGGAUGUGCGAUAGGGCAGAUUCUCAUUCUGAAUCUGUUGGGUUGGGUAUUUCUAGACUGUCGUGACCCUGAAACAUUUGGCCUCUGGUGACAUGGAUUACCGCUUUCCCAAAGUCUUAAAUGUUCCCGAUAUUCUUGUUCUUCUAAAGUGACUAAUUUUAUCCAAAGCUAUGAUGUUGAGAGACUUUGCUGGAGGGUUGAAUCAAUCCAUAUUCCUGUGGAACAGAUUUUUAUUUUCUCACUUUGUCUUUCAGUUAUAAUAAGUAAUAGCUUGAGUGCUUUUAUUUUAAUACUAUUGUUUUCUUUCAAACAAAAUAAAAAAAUAUAAGU